Molecule: messenger RNA, 1275 nt
Organism: Aspergillus homomorphus CBS 101889
Lineage: Eukaryota; Fungi; Ascomycota; Eurotiomycetes; Eurotiales; Aspergillaceae
Exons: 1
Coding region: 1-1275 (424 amino acids)
Source: RefSeq, a predicted model, not a curated record
AUGGAUGCGGUUGGCACGGGUCUGCCUGCCGCGUUCUGGGAAUCCCUGAUCCGCGGAUCAGAUCAUGACUUUUCCUGGGACAUGGACUGGCAACCCCUGAGUGCAAGACCCCAAGGGCACCCCGAUGACCCCGGCAGCCGUCCACAUCGUGCUAGUAUGGGAGAAAUGCCAGAGGCAAAAAUAGGCCCCGUGCAGUCCGCGCAGCUUAGAUCGCUUGACGACGGGCAGGUGAACAGGAUACCCGCGCCAGACUUUCGCACGCAAUCGCUACCGUCAGCGUUGCAAUCAGAGCUGUCUUUCCCCACGUCUGCUCGUGCCAGGCCAUCGUCAGAAAACCUAGGGAGCAGCAGUCGCGAUAAGCCCGCCACAAUUCCGCACUUUUGGAUGCAACAGUUCUCCGAGUUGAACAUGCGUCUGUAUCAGUUGGCAGCGACCAGCAGCACCCCAGAACGGGAUAACAACCGUCCGCGGCAGCCCGCGUCAUUCCCUACCCAGUAUGCUGGGAGGGUCAUCGAUGUGUCCUCGGCGUUUCUGGCACUGUUAAAGGCUAUCGGGAGCCACACGCAUGGUAUUGAUGACACCGACGUCAACAACCUGUCCUGGGACAGGGGAGAGAGGCGCCGAGAUCAGCAUAUGAGCUUUCCGGAAUACUCGUCUGAGUCCAGCGAAGACGAGUUUGGGGAAAGAGGAGGACGGUCACUGGAGAAAGAUGGGCGCCGAUCUUGGCGUGAUGCAAAGAAAUUGCGGAAGACAACACCCCCCUUGACAGAUAUCACAACCCUGCUGCAGCUGCUGGCCUGUUAUCUCCGCCUCCGCCGACUACACAAUAUCCUCUACAUUUACAUAGAGCAGUAUAUGGCAACGACGGCGGCGACAGCGGCAUUCCGACCGACAUCCUCUCAAGAGACUUUUAACGCACUCGGAGGAGGCAUGGGCACGGGCAUACAGCCGCCAUUGUUUAAGGAUCUUCACAUUGGAGGAGCCCCGCUGGGAGACUACCACCUCUUCCAGGUCAAAUUCGUGCUACAGAUCGUGGUACAUAUUCUGGGUGAAAUCGAAUUCUCCCUAGGAUUACCGGCAGUCUACCGCAUCAGUAAACGACCAGACGAUGAAGGGUCAGGUAUCCUUGGCUCAAGCAUCUCCCCACAGGGUGCUCAGUACCGUGAUGCAGGACCAAGCAGCCUCCGUUGGGCGCGAUGGCAGAGAGACCAGCAUGGUGUUAGCCAUGCGCAAGCGGCUGGGCCAGAUACGGAAGCUUCUGCGAGGCUCCAUUAA